This is a messenger RNA of Cooperia oncophora, 795 nucleotides long. The record is from the annotation of a GenBank genome assembly. Lineage: Eukaryota; Metazoa; Nematoda; Chromadorea; Rhabditida; Trichostrongylidae.
AUGGUCGGAGGUGACGUACAGUUUUUCCAGGCAGCAUGUGAGCUUUCACGAACCGAAACGAGGACAAAAGAUGACAAGGAGGAUGCGGCUCGAGAAAAAGAAGAGCAGCGCCUCUGGAGUGAGGACAGGCUGAUACAGAAUGCAACACCGAAGAAAGAAGAAUCGCCAAGUCCGGCGAAAGGUGCGAAGAAUCUGCCUGUGCCAAGAUCGCCAGAAGCUCGCAACACGUCCCCAUGGAGGACGCAAAGACGUGCUGUUGCCGUGGUUAGACCGCAGCCGGUCGUAGUCAUGAGGUCAUCUAGUCCUGUGCCGAAGCUCGCUGAGACAAAUGGUAGACCAAGCCGCUUACCGCUCAGUACCGCUAACAGGGAAAAGGAGGCGCUGAAGAAGGCUGCCACAAGUUUGGAAUCCCAGUUGCCAAGGCCGCCAUCAAGAACGUCGUCAACUCGAAAUGCUAUGAGCACAUCCACAUCUUCCCUAGAAACUUCUUCGAAAUCGUCAGUUGGAUCCAACUCGUUCGGACUGCGCAGGUCCUCGACGACGUCAAAUUUCGGGAACGGAUCGACGUCAACUUCAUCGUUUUCACUUUCUCAGUCCAGAUCCUCGUCUAACCUUCGCCGACCGUCCUACGGUCUAUCACGUGUUUCCAGUCACAGCACAUUGGAACGAAAACCCGGACACUUGUCGAUGAAAGUUCGACCCACGGAUUCCUACAUCGCGACGCGACCGCACGCGUCGGAUUUUGCGAGUCUUGGCUGGCCUCACGUUAGGAAAUGGACUGAAUAUGUUCGCUAG